UUUGAAAUUCUCAAAAACAUCAACAAAAAAGUUUAGAAACCCGAUAGCUCAUUCGCUGAUAAGUUAUUUAAAAUUGUUUGUUCUUUAACUUUAAAAUUAUUCCAGCAAUCAAUAGUUUUCACAUACAAGCCUAAAAUUACUACUCCCAGAGGCUAGCCUACGAAUUUGUUUUGUGAACUUUCGAAGCAGCAAAAUGCGAACGCAAUAAAUUGAAAAAGGUUCAAUUGAAUUGACUAAUCGAAUCUCGAAUAUUCACAGUCAAUCGGUAGCUAGUGCCUUCAGCCCAGAAAGAACAAAAAAAACAUGGCCUCCCCACGACAACCGAUCGAUGACCUGUACCGGCAGCAGGACUUCUACAUCGGCCUAUCACUAGCCCUGUCCAGCAGUUUUUUCAUCGGGUCCAGCUUCAUCAUCAAAAAGAUUGGGCUGAUCAGACUGUCCCGUGUCGGGUCGAUGCGGGCCAGCGCCGGAGGAUUCGGCUACCUGAAGGAUUGGAUUUGGUGGGCCGGAUUGAUAUCGAUGGGUAUCGGUGAAGCGGCCAACUUUGCAGCCUAUGCUUUCGCUCCGGCAUCCCUGGUCACCCCACUUGGCGCGUUGAGUGUAAUUGUAACGGCCGUCAUGGCUUCUAAAUUUCUUAACGAACGCCUGAAUCUACUUGGAAAAUUGGGCUGCUUCCUGUGUAUUAUCGGGUCAACGAUCAUCGUGAUCCACUCCCCUAAAGAAGGGGAAAUAGAGGAUUUAAACCUUUUGAUGGAAAAACUCCAGGACCCAGUAUUCAUUACAUACGUAUUGAUAAUACUAUCGCUAGCGAUGUUCAUUGGCUGUUGCUGUGGGCCGCGAUACGGUCACAAGAACGUGAUCGUCUACAUUCUGCUAUGUUCGUCGAUCGGUAGUCUCACGGUCAUGUCUUGCAAAGCCCUCGGUUUGGCUCUUAGAGAUACUCUGUCCGGAAAAUCAAACGAUUUUGGCAUGUGGCUGCCAUACUUCCUGAUCAUGGUCACCGUUAUCUUCGUAGCGAUUCAGAUAAAUUACUUGAACAAAGCACUGGACAUCUUCAACACCAGUAUCGUAACUCCGAUCUACUACGUGAUUUUCACAACCUUAGUCAUCACUGCAUCGGCCAUACUGUUCAAAGAGUGGGGCCGUAUGAAGGCCGAAGAUAUAAUUGGCGAUUUGUGCGGAUUUUUCGUGGUCAUUGUAGCGGUCAUUCUGCUGAACGCCUUCCGGGAGAUGGACAUUUCGUUGAACGAUGUAAAGGGGAUCAUGCGUCCGAAACGAGAGCUGCUGCAGUCCAACAAAAACAGUGGACAGUAUGACGAUUUUUUGGUAGAAAACGAACGUAAUGAGAGCCGGAAGCACUACGGGUCCGGCGAUUACAGGAACAUUUGAUACCACAAGGUACCGUGAUUCGUGUUAAUAUAAGCUAAGAGUUGAGUUGAUGUGUGAAUAUAUGAUAGCUUUACUAGGGUACGGACUGACGAUGAAAAAAAGGAGUGAAGAAAUUUGUCCGUUUUCUUAUUUCAAUGGAAAGAAAAAAUAUUGAAGGGUUUCGUGAAUCUGGGCCAAAAGCGUACAUCGAGAAGCUGCAGGAGAGAUUCAACCUAAGCCAAGCCAAAAGGUCGAGAAUUCCGAUGGAUUCCGUUGCUCAUAAGAUCUACGACUUCAGAAUG
Uranotaenia lowii is the source of this 1670-nucleotide messenger RNA. RefSeq names its product magnesium transporter NIPA2 (gene spict). Gene Ontology annotation, cellular component: membrane. NCBI's taxonomy places the organism in Eukaryota, Metazoa, Arthropoda, Insecta, Diptera, Culicidae. Gene Ontology annotation, molecular function: magnesium ion transmembrane transporter activity. The transcript has 2 exons. Gene Ontology annotation, biological process: magnesium ion transport. The record is from RefSeq and is a predicted model, not a curated record. The coding region runs from base 304 to 1389 and encodes 361 amino acids.